AAGUUUCAGACACAGAAAAGGCCGUGGUCAACUUUCGUCAAGAUGCUAAUCAUAAUCGCGGCGUUGAUAGCGCAACAUAUAUCUCCAACUCAAGGAGAGUGCUAUAACGAAAAAAUUGAAGACAGUGUGACAGAGUUUCAUAAUGAGUUGAGAAGGGAUUUUGCUACCAAAAAUAUGAACUCGAAAUACGGAGACAUACCAGGCUCAAAAAGUUUGUUCAAAUUGAAAUAUGGCUGCGGUUUGGCUGCUCUUGCCGGAGCUCUUAUACCCAAAGAUUGCAGUAAACAAGCUCGUGACCUCUCUCCAUUGGGAGUGAGCAGUAAUUUCAGAAAGUUCCGUACCGUCACAGAAAUUCAAGGAGAUGAUAUUAUCGAAUAUUAUAAUGUGGCCGUUGAAGAAUGGGCAACGAAGAAUAUCGUUCUGCUUGAAUCUGAUGUGAUCUACAAGGAUAAAAGCAUGGAAGCUUUUGCUAAUGUGAGAUACCCAAUGUUACGUCGUUAA
Molecule: messenger RNA, 501 nt
Organism: Cylicocyclus nassatus
Lineage: Eukaryota; Metazoa; Nematoda; Chromadorea; Rhabditida; Strongylidae
Source: the annotation of a GenBank genome assembly